UAUUCAGGAAGUUCAUCGUGUUCAGCGCGUUUUGUGUAUAUGCUUAUUCAGUUGCCAAUCGGCAGUCAGUCACGCUGAAUGAAAAAUAGAGUUAAUGUAACUGUCAGAGAUGGCCACCACGGAGAAAGAAACCCCUGCUAAAAAGGCUGCUGCGCCUUCAGUAUCUCAGAUAAAUGCAGAAUAUGUCACACAGUUGGCUAAUAAAUAUUGGGCUCCUCAUGCAAAGAAUAAACUACCCUUUGACCCUAAGGUCAUGGAGGACAUCUAUGAAAAAGAGAUUCUCAUGUCUAAAUUUGCCAUUAGAAAAAUUAUGCUGCUUGAAUUCAGUCAAUACCUUGAAAACUACCUUUGGGUGAACUACACACCAGAGGUGUCCAGCAAAGCCUACCUUAUGUCCAUUUGUUGCAUCGUGAAUGAAAAAUUUAGAGAGAACGUACCAGCUUGGGAGGUGUUUAAGAAGGAGCCCAACCAUUUCCCAUUCUUCUUCAAAUGUGUGAGGGAAGCUGUGUUAACAGGUGAGGAGGCAGGCCUCACCCUGAAGGAACAAACUGUGCUCCUGGUCUUCCUGGACCACUGUUUCAACAGCCUGGAGGUGGAUUUGAUCAGAGAACAGAUGCAGCAGCUCAUAUCUCUGCCAAUGUGGAUGUGCCUCUUACCAUCCAGACUCCAACACGAGCUGAAAAAAGUCCCAAAGCUGCAGAAGUUCUGGAAUCUAAUCAAGAAGAAAUUUGAUAAGACGGAUGCUGACUCAGCUGAACAGGCAGCCAAAGAGAGGACCUUUCUCUCAGCUCUUAUUAAAAAGUUUCUUGGAGUCCUCGUGUCAAUUCCACCAUCAGGGCCUGUAUCCAUGGACAAAGUACAUUACUGCGAGAGAUUCAUUGAGCUCAUGAUUGAUUUGGAGGCUCUUCUGCCCACCAGACGCUGGUUCAAUACAGUGAUGGAUGAUGCUCAUCUGGUGGUCAGCUGCCAUCUCUCUGGCCUCACCAAAAGAGAGAAGGAGGGGCAUCUUUUCUGCCAGCUUCUGGACAUGCUCAAGUUCUAUGCUGGUUUUGAGAUUAAUGACCAGACAGGAAAUGCCCUGACUGAGAAGGAGAUGACCACUUUGCACUAUGACAGAAUCACCUCACUGCAGAGGGCAGCUUUUGCUCAUUUCCCAGAGUUGCAUGACUUUGCUUUGUCCAGUGUUGCAGCAGUGGACACGCGAGAAUCUUUGACCAAACUCUUUGGACAUCUCAGUCCCAACAUGCUCCACCGGGUGGCCUCAUAUCUGUGCUUGCUGCCAGAGCUUCCAGAAGGACAAGACACCACCAUUGAGAAAGAAGUUCUCCUUGAGUUGCUGGUGUCCCGACAUGAGCGCAGAAUCUCUCAGAUUGAGCAACUGAACCAGAUGCCCCUUUAUCCAACAGAGAAGAUAAUCUGGGAUGAAAACAUUGUCCCUACAGAGUACUACUCAGGGGAAGGCUGUCUAGCUCUACCAAAGCUGAAUCUCCAGUUCCUGACCCUCCAUGACUACCUUUUGAGGAACUUUAACCUCUUUCGUUUGGAGUCCACUUAUGAGAUCAGACAAGAUAUAGAGGAUGUGGUUUGGAGGAUGAAACCAUGGCAGUCAGAGUAUGGCGGUGUUGUUUUUGGGGGCUGGGCUCGGAUGGCUCAGACCAUCACCUCUUUUUCAAUAGUAGAGGUCGCCAAGCCCAACAUUGGAGAGAGCUGGCCAGCUCGUGUACGGGCUGACGUGACCAUUAACCUCAAUGUCCAAGAUCAUAUCAAGCAUGAGUGGGAAGGUUUGAGGAAGCACGAUGUUUGCUUUCUUAUCACAGUGCGGCCCGUCUUACUCUACGGCACACGCUUUGACCGGCGCCAGUCCUUUGUAGAUCAGACUGGCCUGGUGUACGUGAGAGGCUGCGAGGUACAGGGUAUGCUGGAUGACAAAGGUCGUGUCAUUGAAGAAGGACCGGAACCAAAGCCUAAGCUGCGUGGGGACACCAGAACGUUUCGUGUGUGGCUGGACCCAAACCAGUAUCAGCAGGACAUGACCAGCAGUAUUCAGAAUGGCACCGAAGACCCAUAUGAGACUUUCAACAUCAUCAUGAGACGCAAACCCAAGGAGAACAACUUCAAGGCGGUUCUGGAAACCAUCAGAAACCUGAUGAACACAGAAUGUGUUGUUCCAGCCUGGCUCCAUGACAUCAUCCUAGGCUAUGGUGACCCAGGCAGUGCCCACUAUUCCAAGAUGCCAAAUCAAAUCUCUACUUUGGACUUCAAUGACACCUUUCUGUCCCUGGACCACUUACGGUCAUGUUUCCCUGAGAACAAUGUAAAGGUCUCAGAGGAGAACCCUGAACUGCAAGUCCCUCCUUUCAGAAUCAAGUUUCCUAUCUCAAACAAACCAGACAAAGGGAAGAAGAGAAAGGCUGAUGAAGAAAUCAAAGAGAAGGAGGAAGACAAGACCUUGACUGUUGAACCCUAUGUCACCCCCAACCGUGGGCCCUACCCAUACAACCAGCCCAAACGGAAUACAAUUCAGUUCACGCCAACUCAGAUUGAAGCCAUUCGAGCUGGGAUGCAGCCAGGACUUACCAUGGUUGUGGGACCACCAGGCACCGGAAAAACAGAUGUUGCUGUUCAGAUCAUCUCAAAUCUCUAUCACAAUUUUCCAGAGCAGAGGACCCUCAUAGUCACACACUCCAACCAGGCUCUGAACCAGCUGUUUGAAAAGAUCAUGGCUCUAGACAUAGACGAGCGCCACCUUCUGCGUCUGGGCCACGGAGAGGAAGAGCUGGAAACGGAGAAGGACUUCAGCAGGUAUGGGAGAGUGAACUAUGUCCUAGCUCGAAGACUGGAGCUUCUUAGAGAGGUGGCAAGAUUACAGGAGAGUUUGGGUGUCCCAGGAGAUGUGUCUUACACCUGUGAGACAGCUGGGCACUUCUACCUCUAUCAGGUAAUGUCUCGCUGGGAGGAGUACAUGAGCAAAGUCAAACCUAAACAGGGCAUGCAGGUAGAGGUGGAGGCUGUUGCUGCAUACUUUCCCUUCCAAAAGUACUUUUCCAACGCACCCCAGCCUGUGUUCAAGGGCCGAUCGUAUGAGGAAGACAUGGACAUCGCAGAGGGCUGCUACCGCCACAUCAAGAAAAUAUUUACCCAGUUAGAGGAGUUUAGGGCCUUUGAGCUGCUGAGGAGUGGACUGGACCGCUCGAAGUAUCUGUUGGUGAAGGAAGCCAAAAUCAUUGCUAUGACCUGCACACAUGCUGCACUCAAACGUCAUGACCUGGUGGAGCUGGGAUUCAAGUAUGACAACAUUCUGAUGGAAGAAGCUGCGCAAAUUCUUGAGAUCGAGACCUUCAUCCCUCUGUUGUUACAGAACCCAGAGGAUGGAUACAGCAGGCUAAAACGUUGGAUCAUGAUUGGAGACCACCACCAGCUGCCCCCAGUCAUCAAGAACAUGGCCUUUCAGAAGUACUCCAACAUGGAGCAGUCUCUCUUCACCCGAUUUGUGCGCCUAGGAGUACCCACCAUAGACUUGGAUGCACAGGGCCGUGCACGCGCAAGUCUUUGUAACCUUUACAACUGGCGCUACAAACAUCUUGGGAACCUGCCUCAUGUGCAGGAACUUCCAGAGUUCCAGGUGCCCAACCCUGGCCUCAGCUUUGACUUUCAGCUAAUUAAUGUGGAGGACUUCAAUGGGGUGGGAGAAUCUGAGCCAAAUCCUUACUUUUACCAGAACUUGGCUGAGGCGGAGUACUGUGUGGCUCUCUACAUGUAUAUGCGUCUGCUGGGGUACCCUCCAGACCGCAUCAGCAUCCUUACAACCUACAACGGACAAAAACACCUGAUCAGAGAUGUCAUCAACCAACGCUGUUCUGGAAAUCCAUUCUUUGGCCAGCCUCACAAGGUUACAACUGUGGACAGGUUCCAGGGUCAGCAGAAUGACUACAUCAUCCUCUCACUGGUCCGCACCAAAGCUGUGGGACAUCUAAGGGAUGUGAGGCGUCUGGUGGUAGCCAUGUCAAGAGCCAGAUUGGGUCUGUACAUCUUCGCCCGGGUGUCACUGUUCCAGAACUGCUUCGAGCUGACUCCUGCCUUCAACCAGCUCACUGCCCGACCGCUGCAGCUGCACAUCAGACCACACGAGUACUACAACCAGGAACAACCUAGAGAUGCAUCUGGACAGGCUGACCAAGUUGUGAAGAACAUGCCAGAGAUGGCAAACCUUGUGUAUAAUAUGUACAUGCACAUGAUGCAGACCUCACAGAAGUAUAGACAGCAGCAACAGCAGAAACUGGCUCUGCCUCCACAGCAGAGUGAGACAGAUGCUGAGGUUGUGAAGGCACAGGACACCUCUCUGGAGCCACAGGAAGAAACUCCCAUGGAGCAGGAAAACACAGGAGAAGCAAGCUCUGAGCCAAACAUAGAGGACACAAAGGAGAGGGAGGGAGAGCAGGAUCCACAAGACCAUACAAAGAUGCCGGAGCACCCAGGCAGAGACAGCGACAGUGAUGGGGAGGACAACACAGAGGAGGAAGCGCAGUAGAGGACCCUUUGUGGGACUACUACUGAGGGACCAAGUUGUUCUCUUUAGAUAAAAUGUAGUGAGGUAAUUGAAUCUGAAUCUGUUUUCUACUGAAAGAGAUCCAAAUGGUGUUUCAUUAUUUUUUAAAAAUGUGUCAUUGCUACUAUCAUUACUUUAUUAAAAAAAAAGAAAGAAAUCCUUUUUUCUGUGGUGUGUUUAUUUAUAUGAAUGUCUAAGCUGAUAAUAAACUUAGUGCCUCUGAUCUUUAUAUCUCUCUUAUACGCUCACUCUAACAAAUAGCCCACAGUCAACAUAUUAAGGCUUUGUAAAAAUCUCUUUGUCAUGAUACGUGCAUCCAUUCAUCUGCUUCCCUCCUCUGUGUGAAGCACAACUCCAAUCUGAUUGGCUCAACCUAUACCAGCAGCACAAGCUGAUAUUAAGCUGCAUUUGUAGGUCAGUCACUUUACCCAAGAGCCAGUGUGCAUGCUGGGGGAUUUUAACUCACCCUCUGGAAGUACAGUCACUCAACCAGCAACAUUAAAUCCUCUACCAUUCAUAUUGUGUGUGCGGUACUAUUGACAUCGUGAGCUGCAGGGCAGUUAACAUUAGCUGGAUCAUUGUUAUGAAUAAAGAUUACUGACUAAAUAUAAAAACAAUAUUUGAGUUGGCAUCAAAACAGACACAUGAAAGCCAAUGUAAACUAGGUCUCUGUAAUUUAAACAUUAAUUAAAAUGAAGAGGUUAAUGCAGUCCACAACCCUGCAGGCAAAACACAGACUAGAAAUUUAUUCAUUAUCAUGCACCAGAGGUUAGUUGUUGUUGCAUCAUACCUCAGGCUUGUCGACAGAACAGGUCAGCAGCAGCACAGCUGCUUGUGCCUGGGCCAGAUGAAGACCUGAUGGAGAACCAUGUGUUGAUGGAUGUGGAGAGACACAUUUUUUGCGCUCAGUCAAGUGAGGAGCCAUGAAAUGUCUUUUGUUUCUCCCUGUUGUGCAAGUACAGGGCACCCUGGGUAAAGGUUUACAACAGCGUUUUAUAGCAGCUGAGGAAAGAAUUAAGAUGACAUGUUAAAUCAAAAAGUUCUUUGUUAGCUGAAGCAGCAUCUAUGAUUUACUUGACAAAGAUUUUCAGAGCCAUCUUGAAGCAUAUGCAGCAGGAUAAUGUAAGUAAAGCUUUUUGAAUGUGGCAACAAAUGCAGGCAGAAUUAAAUGCAGCCUCCACACAAAUGCACCAACUAUUUUACAGGAUCACCAAAUAGCCUUAAAUCUCAUGACACCGAGCAUAUUUUUUUUCUUGAGUCACAUGAAUGCCUGCAUUGUGUAAUACCCCCCUCCCUCAAGCCUUCCUGUUAACUUUCUGUUUUCUCCCAGUUGGCCUCAUGACAUUUCAGCUGCCUGUGGUACCUUGUUGUAGUAAAUUAGAACUAACUGGUGGGAAGUGGCUGCUGCUCACACUCAUCAUCUCUCGAAGCCUCAAGCAAGAUCUUGGAGAUUUGCUACACACAAGAAGGAAAGCAGGCGCUCGCUUUGUCCUGAACCCUUUCUCUGCUGAAGACUAGGAUGGCCAGUUGUGGGACAUGUUUCUGGUGCGUCAUAUGGCUGGUGGUACUCCUGGUCAUUGGCUGGCCCAUUAGCAUCACCUUAGGGGGUCUCUAUGGCCUCAUCAGCCCCCUCACCACUUGCCUUGGCCUGGACCGACUGUCUGAUUUACUCCUGGAGGGGGCCAAUGUGGGCCGAACCUGUGCCAACAACAUGAGGCAUGGCAAGCCUUUGUGUUGAGACCCAUCCUGACUGAUCUGGAGCAGAUAACACUAGAGUCAAAGUCAACAUACUUGCUUUUGUAUGGUGCAAAGGACUAACUUUGAAAGAACUGUAACUGUGUGUUUUGUGCAGAAAUAUCUUAUGAUGACUGUUGUUUAAUACACGGAAAUCUUUUUUUUUUUUUUUGCAAUCCAAGUAAAGAAAAGUCUGGAAGGUCUGGAAAAUGAGUUCCACUCCUACAUUCAAUUAACCUGGGAUUUAAAAUUUGUAUGGGGUUUUCAAGAAGAAAAUAGGCUUUGAGUUCAUGGUCUGCGUUCACUGUUUAAUUCAUGAUGACCCUGCAUGCAGAAGAUAAGAAUGAAAAUUGCAAUUUAACAAUGGAAAUGUUUAGAAUUGUAAAUGACUAUGAAAACUUAUAACGUGAUUAAAACUGCUUUGAACUUGU
Melanotaenia boesemani (Boeseman's rainbowfish) is the source of this 6711-nucleotide messenger RNA. It is a transcript of the gene aqr, whose product is annotated as aquarius intron-binding spliceosomal factor. The transcript has 37 exons. Lineage: Eukaryota; Metazoa; Chordata; Actinopteri; Atheriniformes; Melanotaeniidae. Gene Ontology annotation, cellular component: catalytic step 2 spliceosome. Gene Ontology annotation, molecular function: helicase activity; mRNA binding. Bases 110 to 4528 code for a protein of 1472 amino acids. Gene Ontology annotation, biological process: mRNA splicing, via spliceosome. The record is from RefSeq and is a predicted model, not a curated record.